GUAGUCGCGCGUCUUCUGGGCAGCGGCCACGAGGUGCGCGCCGUCCAAUGCUUUCUGCGGGCGGGCCGGGAGAGGGCAGCGGCCGCCGUGCGACCAGGAAGCGCCUCUCGGUGCAUUUAAGGGCGGCUGGGCUGCAUUGUAGUUGCCGCUGCCUCGUCCAUCUCCCGCGGGGAGACCAUGCUGGCAUCCCGCGCGCUCUUCGGGAGAGUCGCCGCAGCGGCGCGAAGGGCCACCGCUGAGGUCUCAUCGCCUUUUUCCACAGGGCCCAGGCAAGAUGAUGGCACAUUCUACGAAUUUCGUACCUAUACUGUUAAGCCAGACAAGAUGAAAGACUUCCUGGAACUGACCAGCAAAAACAUUCACCUUCGUACAGCUCAUUCCCAGAUGGUUGGAUACUGGACCUCAGAAUUUGGGGGACUGAAUAAAGCUUUCCAUAUUUGGAAAUAUGAGAGCUUUGCUCAGAGAUCUGCUGUCCGGACAGCAUUGGCCAAGGACCAAGAAUGGCAAGAAAAAUACAUGUCUCGAAUGCUGCCCUUGUUAGACAAACAAGACAACGAAAUUGCGUACCUGGUGCCCUGGUGUGAACUUGGCAGCCCUCCCAAAGAUGGAGUCUAUGAGCUGGUUACGUUCCAGAUGAAGCCGGGGGGACCAGCCGUGUGGGGCCAAUCCUUUAAAGCAGCAAUUAGUAUUCACAUAAAGACAGGAUACACUAAACUGAUUGGUGUCUUCCACACAGAAUACGGACUACUUAACAGAGUUCAUGUGCUUUGGUGGAAUGAAAACUCAGACAGUCGCGCUGCUGGAAGACACUCUGCCCAUGAGGAUCCCAGAGUAGUAGCAGCAGUUCGGGAAAGUGUUCAGUUCCUGGAAUCGCAGCAGAACUGUCUCCUGGUACCUACACCAUUUUCACCCCUGAAAUAGUUUUCUAUACCUACUAAUGGCGGUUUUCUUAAAAACAAAAAAAACACAGACUUUUAAGUGAUGUCCUAAUGCAGCCUUACUGCUGCCUGUUUACAAGGCUUGGUGCAAACCCGAUCUCCCAUCUUUUCUUUCUGCUUGCAGCAACACACCUCUCCCCCUGUUGGAAUUGCAAUGCAUGAUGGCAGAGGGCACGACCCACCCACUAAACGAGAAUUCAGAGCUUACUAAACUACUUAUAAAAAUUGGCUCUCAUAAAUUCUUUGCACGAGGGCUGUGCUGCUAGCGAUGUGAUGUGAAAGCGCUCUAGUGUUGGGAAUAAAUGGUCAGGGAAGUCCGGGGAAGAGAGUCUAAGGCAGAGGAAACGCCGCUUUGUAAACCCUGUCAGCCUUGUGCUGGUCAAAGCAGAAGGUGAGGCUGCUAUAUAUUUCCCCCCUGCCUUUUUUCUCCACACUCCCAAACUUGUUUCAGUGGGAAGACAAGUUAUGCCAACUCUACAGCUAGCAGAGCUUUCUUCCUAUUCUGGGGGUCAUGUCUGGGGAACAAAGCAGCUUUGCAACCACAGCUUCCCCUUGCCCAUCCCAUCAUGACUUCACUUUAACCUUGCAGAGAUUUCCAUUGCUGAUCAAAGGAGGGAUUCCAGAGUGGAGCUCCUUUUGUAUGGGUGGACCCUCUUCUCCACCUGCAGUGGGGAAGAGUACAUGCUAUUGUGCCCUAUGAGAACUAAAAAGUGAUUUAAGAGCCACACAGUCUUUUCCCCACAGUCUACAUGCUGCUUAACCCUAUUUGCAGGCUUUCAAACUAUGCACACAGAGCAAAAUGGGAAGAAUAGCAAACAUCACGAGUAGUGAUUUCUUUCUUUUUUUCAGUUCCACAAGCCCUACAGUUUCCACCUCGGCUGUUCUAAAGCUCAAAAGCUGCAUCAGUCCAGUGGUGAGAUCUGUUUGCCUAUGAUGAUACAAAUUUCCAAUGCUGGCCUAAGCAAUGUAAUUUUUGGAUUUCUCAUUAACUGCCUGGCUGCAGUUGGGACUAAAUCUGGGUCAGAGGAACCCUUGCAGUGCAGUUUACAUAGUGGUUGAGUGAAUAAGAAACUAUGAAGAUGACGUUCCCCCCCUAAACACACACACACGUUUUUAAAUGCAACAUGGGAACUCAUCUGUCAGUUUCUGUUUAGGGUCCAGGCUGGCUUUUAUUACCUUUACAAUACAUGGAAAAGUUCACCUUGUUCAUUUCAUGAGCAUGGAGCUCUCGCUGGCUUGCUGAAAUGCUGAAACUGUGAAUUAACUUGUUAUUUCUGGAAGCGCCUCUGUUCAUUCAUCUCUCUUGCAUAUGCUUGCACACCUGGAACAAUCAUCUCACAUACCUGGGAUGUAAAUGUGGAAAUGUGAACAUUAAAAAUGACUCUUUUUUUUUUUGGACGUUUAUACAUA
Molecule: messenger RNA, 2348 nt
Organism: Podarcis raffonei (Aeolian wall lizard)
Lineage: Eukaryota; Metazoa; Chordata; Lepidosauria; Squamata; Lacertidae
Product: protein NipSnap homolog 3B-like
Exons: 6
Coding region: 178-921 (247 amino acids)
Cellular component (GO): mitochondrion
Source: RefSeq, a predicted model, not a curated record